AUGUUAAAUGUUCUGCCUGGCCUGCGCAGUUCUUUUGACCAACCUGUUCAUUUUAAAGUCACUGGUCUUAUUCCGAAACAGACUGUGGAGCUGCAUUCCAAACUCACCGACGACAAAGGCAUCACCUUCCAAGCUCGGGCCAUCUACAGCGCAGACAUACAUGGAGAGAUCGACCUGGAAACAUGUCCAUCCAUAGGUGGUAGCUUUACAGGCACUCAGGCGAUGGGACUGUUUACAUCGAUGAAAUCUGAUGUGCUACAUCAUAAACUAUCCAAAAGGGACGCAUCGACGCCUGUAUUUGUAGAUGUUGAGUUGAUAAGCAAUGGACAGGUCCUUGGUAAAGAAACUCUGGAGAGGCGCUUUAUGGCGGAUGGGGUGCGAAAGGUUCCUUUGGAAAAUGACAAGAUAGCCUGCACAAUAUUCCUACCGCCAGGACCUGGGCCAUUCCCUGGUGUUUUGGAUGUGUAUAUCUAUGGUGGUGGUAUGAAUGAACUCCGAGCAAGCUUGUUGGCAAAUAAAGGGUUUGUGGUCAUGGCAUUGGCCUAUUAUGGCCAUAAGGUUUUGCCCAAAGCCCCAAAUACACUUGACUUGGAGUACUUUGAAAAGGCUGUGACAUUGUUGAGGACUCAUCCCAAGGUAAAGGGGCCAGAUAUAGGCAUUCUCUCAAUCUCCAAAGGUGGGGAUUUAGCUCUGGCGAUGUCAGCUUUCCUUCCUGGAAUCGCAGCAACUGUCUUCAUCAAUGGGUGUAUCGCCAACACCCAAAUUCCUCUCCAUUACAAAGAUAUGGUCAUCCCUCCCACCAAACAUGAUAUAAGCAAAGUUGUUGACACAGGUUAUGGAUUUCUGGAUGUAAGGGAUGUAACUGUUGAUCCUACGAUUGAGAACAAAACCUCCGUGAUUCCCAUUGAACGAGCCAGCUGCCACUUCAUGUUUGUAGCAUCUGAAGAUGACAGGAAUUGGAACAGUGGUUUAUUUGUCGAACAGGCUGCUCAACGGCUUCGAGACCAUGGGAAGGAGAACUUUGAGGUGAUCAGGUACCACAAGGCGGGUCACUUCCUGGAGGUUCCGUACAUGCCCCAUUGUCCCACCGCUUUCCACCCAUUACCGGGCGCUGUGGUGGCAUUUGGAGGGGAACCCCACGCUCAUGCUGAGGCCCAGGUCGAUCUAUGGAAGAGAGUCCCAGAAUUUUUCAAGAAGCAUUUAAAUAAUGAUCAUUCUGACUUUAAAGCCAUGCUGUAG
Messenger RNA from Sardina pilchardus (European sardine), 1239 nucleotides. It is a transcript of the gene acot20, whose product is annotated as acyl-CoA thioesterase 20. Gene Ontology annotation, biological process: fatty acid metabolic process; acyl-CoA metabolic process. Bases 1 to 1239 code for a protein of 412 amino acids. NCBI's taxonomy places the organism in Eukaryota, Metazoa, Chordata, Actinopteri, Clupeiformes, Clupeidae. The transcript has 3 exons. Gene Ontology annotation, molecular function: fatty acyl-CoA hydrolase activity. The record is from RefSeq and is a predicted model, not a curated record.